Echinococcus granulosus is the source of this 1566-nucleotide messenger RNA. Its product is annotated as Frizzled-4. Bases 1 to 1566 code for a protein of 521 amino acids. The record is from RefSeq and is a predicted model, not a curated record. Gene Ontology annotation, molecular function: Wnt receptor activity; Wnt-protein binding. The transcript has a single exon. Gene Ontology annotation, cellular component: plasma membrane. NCBI's taxonomy places the organism in Eukaryota, Metazoa, Platyhelminthes, Cestoda, Cyclophyllidea, Taeniidae. Gene Ontology annotation, biological process: canonical Wnt signaling pathway; non-canonical Wnt signaling pathway.
AUGUACACGAGCUCCGCUCAGAUAUGGCUCUUGGCUCUCAUCUUCUUUUUCACUGCAGUAAACACCACUAAAGUUACUGUUAAUUGGACAUUGGAACCUCUUCAGUACCAUCUAAAAGCCUUGAAUGAGGCAACAGGAAGCCACUGUCUUCCCAUCGAAGAACCUUCAUGUCUGGGUUUGGAAUACACGCACACCUACUUGCCCAAUAUCAUCGGACUAACGAGUCAGGCAGAGUCGACAAAGCGAAUACGCGAUUAUAGUCCCCUUUUGAAACUGGGCUGUUCCACGUAUUUGGAGUUCUUCCUCUGUUCAGUCUAUUUUCCCAUGUGUACACAGAGCAUGGGCGAGCAGGUUCUCUUAAGGCCCUGUGCCUCUUUUUGUAAUCACGUGCGUCAGCGUUGUGCACCUCUGAUGCUGAGAUUCAACUUCUCCUGGCCAGAAGAGUUGGCCUGCUCAAAACUACCGACAGAUGAUGAAAUGUGCAUCAGGCCUCAGUCCUUUGAAUCAGACACACAUCUUCCUCUUACUUCAGUUUUUUCCUACAGAGAAACAGUACGAUAUGGUGAUGGUGCUUUGAAGCCUAAUUCUUCCUUGAUUAGUGGCUUCACCAUUCGACAAAAGGAAAUCGCAAGAUACUGUCUUAUCGCUUGUGGAUCACUAAAUGCUUUAUUUUGCCUCAUUUCCAUAAGUUUAUACAUGUUUAAUAGGAAUCGUUUCUUACAUCCACUUCUACCACUAGUUUUCCUAACGAACGCGUGCAUGCUUGAACUUAUUUCGUAUCUACCGCAGCUAAUAUUUCGACGCACGUCAUUCUCAAACACAGAUUAUAGGAUCGCAAGCAUUUCCUGUAUGGUUCAAUUCGCUCUGGCAUAUUAUGCGCGCACAGCAGUCGGGAUUUGGUUCGACAUUGUGUCCCUUUCCUGGUUUCUCUCAGCCUGUAAGGGCUGGGCUCCGGAGGCUAUUCAAGGUCUAGACCGGUGGUUUCACGUUCUAGGUUGGGUUACGUCUCUAUUACCUCCCAUGUGUAUUCUGGUCUUCCGAAGAAUCGAUGUGGAUGACCUAACAAACUCUUGCUACAUCGGAUAUUCAGAUAAAACCACAUAUUUUCUACUUGUCAUCUUACCAGAGGCUGGUUUUCUUCUAGUAGGAGUAAUGUUUUUAUCAUCAACUUUUGCCUCAUUGGUAAGAUUUCACGGUGAACUUAAGAACUUGCACCCAGCACUCCCUAUAUUGACAACGAAGGCAAUUAGAGCAUCUGUGGACCAAAGACGUCUGCUAAAGGCAGUAAACAGAGUAAUUUUAACAGUUAUGUUUGUCGCUGGGCCACUUCUGUCGGGAACAAUUUGUGAUCUCUGGCAAUACUUCGACAACACACCGGGCAGAAUGGCAGUACGGCUUUUAAAAGCAAUUUCAGUUGAGAUGGUUGGGAUUGGUGCAACCUUGGUGUUGUGGUGUAACCACAAAACUUUUCCAAUACUUUAUUCGGCUCGUAAGAACCAAAAGCCUCUGGAUGUUGGAAACUUGAUACAGUUCCGACCAAUUGCUCCUGCUACAAAAGGUGGGUAA